GUCCUUAUAGGCCUUUGUUCUUCAGUACACCUGCAUGAAAUAAGAUCUUUUUCGAGCAAGUGUGAUGAAAAUACAUUUUUUAAAUGUUUUGCAAAAUAUUUUGCAAACGUCUCACAAGGUCAAAGACUCGACCAAAUCUCUCUUCUACCUCGCAAUUACAGAUUGCCUCAUGACUAAAGAACAUUUUUGUGCAAAAAAUUUAAUAUUAGGUUUGUGUUAGCCCCGCUACCCAGGGUAUCAUAUAGGAGAAGUAUCAGACACAUUUUCAGUUUGCCUCAAAUACUCUAAAAUGUCUACUGGCUCUCAGACCAUCGUUUUCGUAAAAUCCAUACAAGAGUGAAGAAAAUAAAUAAACCGUGAAGGCUUAGUUACCAACUUGUCAAAAAAAAGUUCAUACUUACUCCAAAAUACCUUUCCCAUAACGUUAUUUGGUAGGUGGCUACUAACUACCCUUUGAACUAUGUACAAAUUGUACAAUAUACAUUUAAAUAUUUUAUACUAGCAUUUUCAACAUCUAUCAAAAAUAUACACAUUCCAGUUCCUGCUCUGUCAAGUAUGGAAGUAUUAACUACCUAAAUAAAUUAUAUCUACAUUGUUAUGACUGCAUCAUCAUACUUGCACGUUCGUGUUGAGAACAUUCGCGCUUCAGUAUUGGCAUCUAAAGUGUGCCUUGCUGGUAUGUUAUUGUAAAACAUAACAUUUCAGUUACAAUUCUAGCUCCUCCGUCACGCAAGAUGAGUAAAAGAUAAAUGGUUAGCUUGUACGAAUCUUGAGUGCGUUACAACUUUCUAGUUACACUACGAAGUUACAAAAUUAGCAUUUUAUGUACUUAGUUACUUGGAACUAGGCCUCAGCCCAACCUCGUUACUCAGUGGCUCCCCAAAGUAGCGAUCAAAAUCAAACUUGCUUAAAUUUGCAAUUGAAAUAUCUUUUUAUUUUCCCUUUGAGCUUUCAAGGUUUAAGGGGCCCAAGCUCGUCAACUGCUUAAGGAUAUUAAACUUCCUAGAGCCUUCCCUUUAAUUUAAGUUAUUUGAGGGACAGUUUUUUAUUUGUUGCUGCGAAUUUGUUUAUCUUUCUUACUAGGUAUAUAUACUCUUAAGCGAUUAAAUUUUAUCAUUAAACUUUUCUUAUAAGAAGAUAUUGAUAAAAGUAUUACUAUUGAGUUGGGCUAAAUGACCUUACACAAAACUUUAUUUAGGGUUAGGUAUAUUAGAAACAUUGCAUCACACUUGCUCGAAAAAGAUCUUAUUUCAUGCAGGUAUACUGAAGGACAAAGGCCUAUAUUGUCUCCGGAGGAGUUAUGGAUUGUAAAAAAAGCUAUAACUCCCUAGGAUAAAUGAAUUGUACCAUUAAAAUAUGGACGUUUAUAAUUUAAAAUUAUUGUUUAUGUUUAAAAAUAUUUAAUUUGUUUAAUUUAAUUAGCCCAACUUACCCCAAAGACAACACAGGUCAGACGGUCCUGGCGCAUGAGAGCGAGGAGAGUCGACCCCCAAUAAUGGGAAUAAGGAAAAGAGAAAGAAGAAGAAUUUGAUUAAUUUAAUAGCCGUUUACAAUAUUUUCAUAUAAUUUUCAAUCGUGGCUGAAUGGCGAAUAGGUAUGUGCCUUCGAUGACGACAAUAUGGCGGACGAAUGUUUAUAUGUCAUCGUAUUUAUGAAUUAUUUCGCUUAAAAUUUAGGGGAAUUACCACCCUAGUUUCCAAAAUUUCACUUACCCCCCGCGGUGCACAAUGCACUAUCAAGUGCGGCGUACAUUAAUUUAUCUCUAAUGGACUUGUCACUUUUAACCCAAUCACAUAAAGGGUUUCACCUGAGAAUGAGAGAUAAUAACUUAAUCAGCUGGAAACUGGUAAAUACCUUCAUGUUCUAGAAGUUGUCUGAAAUGUCGCAGAAACUCUCAUGUCUGGAAUGCAAGUUAUUCAAGGUUUUUCACAAAUAUCAAGGUUUCAUUGGCUCUGCUCCUAGUAAGAUGGUAACAUAAUGAUUUUAUUAAUUUUGAAGAAGUAAGGUAUCUAGCUGCAGCCUGCACGUUUCUCGCUCUAUAUCUUAAAAACAGUCGAGCAUAUGAAAUAAUUUUUGUGAUGUAACUUACCGCAUUUUUUCUUCAAUAUUUAUCUAGAUGUAAAAACGUAUGAAUAUUGAGCUUUGUAGUAUUUACGAUUAAUGAUCUUGAUUAUGAUGUAUUUAUUGCGGAUAAUAAUUAAUAUUGGAAUUUAACAUUAUUAAUCAAACUAAUAACUGAAUCUGGUUACAAUAGUCUAUUUUAAUAGUUCGUAGUUCGAAAUUACAUAUUUUUUUAGUAAUGUUCAUAAAUACCAACUAGGUAUAAAAAAAAUUUACUAAAUUAUCUAUAAUAUAGGUUUAAAAUAUACCCCGUAUUUCAAAGAUUUUAGGUUAUGAGUACUAUCACAGUACUAAAAUUAAUAGGCGAAACUUGGAAGCAGUGGUUUUCCAGAGAACUGUGGCUAAUGUGAGAGAGGUAACCUCAGUAUUAGGGGUGAAGCAGGGGCGGGGAGCUUAACUCAGCGGAGCGACGCGCGCACCACACGUACUAACAACAUACUUCAAACGAAACUUUAAUAUCAACUAUACUUAAAAUAAAUUACACUUGCCUGCACUCCCUUUCUUAAAUAGACUUUCAAUAUUUCAAGAAUACUAACAGACUUUUAGCGCUUUGUUUUGUUAUGCUAGUUAAAGUAACUAUGUAUUAUCUAUCAUACAUGAAGAUGCUUAAAUAUGGAAAAAUAAACAAAAACAUUGAAUUUAAUAUGGUUAUAUUAAAAUAAAGGUUUCAGUCAGAAAGUAAGCGCGCGGUUGUGGCGGGCGGGAGGGGGCCCCAUGCCACGGCCGCUCCGCCUCACAAUCAGUCGCCCCUAAGUCUCAGGUUUGUACGCAGCAUCCCGACACUUUAUCUCCUUACGAUUCACACGAAAUUUUCUCAGUUGAUUGGUGACCAAGAGGCUGGAUUAUGUAUUUUAUCUCAUCGUCCUGUGCAUAAAAGUGGUCGGGUUGCUAGCGCACAAUGGCGUACGAACGUAAAGUACGAUGUUCGGUCGGCGCCGGGUUGUUAUUGUUGUACGUCGGUGUGGCGGCGCAGCCUUUUUCCGUCGAGAAAAUAGUCGUCGGCGCCAUAUUCGACCAAAACACCGAGGAGAUUCAAAAUGUGUUCAAAUACGCAAUGAACACUCAUAACCAAAACAUCAGCAGUCGUCGUCUGGAGUUGCAGGCAUACGUAGACGUCAUUAACACUGCAGAUGCAUUCAAGCUCAGUCGGCUUAUAUGCAACCAAUUUGCGCGCGGCGUGUUCGGCAUGCUCGGCGCGGUAACGCCGGAAUCGUUUGACACACUCCAUUCCUACACCAACACCUUUCAGAUGCCCUUUGUGACACCAUGGUUCCCAGAGAAGGUGAUACCACCUUCGUCGGGAUUGAUUGACCACGCAGUGAGCAUGAGGCCGGAUUAUCACAAGGCAAUUGUAGAUACAAUCGUGUGGUAUGGCUGGACUGAGAUCAUCUACAUGUACGACUCGCAUGACGGAUUACUACGUCUACAGCAGCUGUAUCAAUCAAUGCAGCCAGGCCGCACCGUGUUCCGAAUCUCUCUUGUGAAACGGAUUACCAACGCAUCGGAAGCGAUGGACUUUUUGCUGGCACUGGAGCAACAUGACCGGUGGGGCAACAAGCGUAUUGUUCUCGAUUGCAACGCAAAAAAUGCCAAAAGCAUUCUAGUUGAACAUGUACGGAAAGUGCAAUUGGGGCGGAGAACUUACCAUUACAUGCUCAGCGGACUGGUUAUGGACGACCACUGGGAGAACGAAGUAACCGAGUACGGCGCAGUCAACAUUACCGGGUUCCGCAUCGUCGACCACUCGCGCAAGAUUGUGCGCGAUUUCAUGGACGGUUUGCGUAGAAUGGACCCCCGAUUCAAGGGAACCAUAUCGGCCCAAGCUGCACUCAUGUACGACGGAGUGCAAGUAUUAAUGGAUGCACUUGGCAGGCUUUCGAGAAAGAAACCAGACGCAUUCCGCAACGCCCUUCGCAGGGCCGCCGGUCAAGCUAACUCGACCAAAGUCAUCGAUUGUAACCCUGGCAAAAGCUGGGUAAUACCCUUUGAGCACGGCGACAAGAUAUCUAGGUUAAUUAAAAAGACUGAUAUAGAGGGUCUUACAGGAAAUAUAUCAUUCAAUGAAGAGGGGCAUAGGCACAAUUUUACUUUACAAGUGGUUGAGAUGACUGUUCAGAGCGCUAUGUUGACGGUUGGAACAUGGACAGACGCAAACGGUCUCUCUGUGAGCUCUCCAAAGCAAGUACAGCUAAAAUCACCCGCAUCUUACGAUACCAACAAAACAUACAUAGUCACAACAAUACUACAAGAACCUUACUUGAUGCAAAAGUCUAAAACGGGUCAUGCAAUGCCUGAAACCCAAUAUCAUGGAUUUUGCAAGGAUUUAGUGGAUCUUCUGGCUCAGAAACUUAAAAUAAAAUAUGAGUUGAGACUCGUACAAGAUGGGACUUAUGGAUCGGAGACCCCACCCACUGGUUGGUCCGGUAUAGUUGGCGAAAUAGUUCGAAAGGAAGCGGAUAUCGCUGUGGCUCCUUUGGCUGUGACCCCCGAACGCGAGAUGGUGGUGGAUUUUAGUGAAGCUUUCCUUUCAAUCGAUUAUCCAAUCAACCACGCAAAAACUCCCAAGCAACUGGCAGACACUUUCAGUUUUCUUCGGCCGUUGUCAAAGGAGAUUUGGCUUUGCGUCCUCUUCAGUUUCUUUGCAGUCAGCAUAGUACUAUUUCUUGUGUCAAGAUUUUCCCCUCACGAAUGGCGCUCGGUUUCUAUAACCGAUACCCACUUGGAUCACCCAAUAAGCAGCGCUAAUGAGAUUAUCUUGCACAACGAAUUCAGCAUAUGGAAUUCGUUUUGGUUUUCGCUUGGCUCAUUCAUGCAACAAGGCAGUGACGUGGUCCCAAAGUCACUCUCCGGAAGAAUUGUUGGCACGGUGUGGUGGUUCUUUGCUCUGAUACUGGUCUGUUCAUAUACGGCAAACCUGGCUGCCUAUCUUAUAGUGGAGCGCUUAUCCGAGCCAAGCCAGUCCAUCAUCUCGCCACCAAGCAUGCCACAAACCGAACAGAACAGUAUAGAGGGAACUGUCUUGAAUGAGGACCUUGCCGAAUACUCAUUUGAAAAAGAAGGGCAACUCGUUUGCGGUUCCAUGCCACGCGCUUGUCGCUACAAACAUGUCGACUUUGCUAUCGCCACUGCCAAAGGAUCGCCUUUAAGAGAGGUGAUAAAUCUUGCCAUAGUUGAAAUGAAAGCUAGCGGAGUUAUAUCGAAGCUGUGGCGUAAAUGGGUUCUCGAGACCAGAAAAUCGGACUGUGACGAAGGAAAGGACGAGGAAACGAGUAUUACGGAAAUGACGCUUAGUCAAGUAGCCGGCAUAUUCUACGUGCUGGUGGGCGGUCUGGCGCUGGCACUGGGCGUGGCGCUGCUGGAGUUCUGCCAGCACGGGCGCGCGGAGGCAGCGCGCGCCAACGUGCCGCUGCGCGCCGCGCUGUCCGCCAAGGCGCGCCUCGCCUCGCGCGCCGACCACAAGCCCUCGCAUGCCCACACGCACGCCUCCAGGCAGAUGCAUCGCGAGCACGAAAGACUCGGCUGGAAUGGCGCAGCUUUCGCAGGGUAUUUCCCCGCGGGUACGCAGAUCGCUCAGGAUGACGCGGUGCACGCCAGCUUCACGCACGUCUGAUCCGCGGAGAAGGGCGGCGCUAACGUGCGCCGCUCCUCGCUCACCAAACCCGCCAACGCCGUCGAUCUGUAUCAGCUAUAAGCCCAACCGGCUCAGAGCCCACUUGCAGCUCUAACGUGUCUCAAAUAUGACACUUUCUGCUACUAAUCACACUGCUCCGUAUAGGCAGCUAAUUAACAGGGCUGAGCCUGGCGUUGUAUUGCUGCCAACUAGGUCAAAUCUAAGUUAAAUUUAAUGUGAGAGUUGUAAAAUGGUGUUAUCAAAACUCAGUUAUUCAACAUCCUCAUUACUAGCCCUGGAGUGUCCAUACUGCCGCGUAGUGUGCUUUACUCAGGCUUUAUUUUAGUAGGUAACCCUAUAUAAUUUGGGUCAUCCACGAUGACGCGCAGACUUGCCAAUCCUAACCAUAACAACAUGCCAAUACGAGUCAGGGCACGCGUCUUCGUGUAUGACACGAUCUUUUGAGGUAAACCCGAUUGAAUGAAAAUUAACCGUUUACCAGGCUAAGGGAUAUAUAUUUCCCACAUGCGGCUCUUUAAACAUGUGUUCAAUUUUCGAUGAGUAAGACUGACAUUCGAUUGUCAUUUCUGAACUGUCAGCCUGGUAAAGGGUUAAGAAUUAGGACCUCAUUCU
Molecule: messenger RNA, 6364 nt
Organism: Cydia pomonella (codling moth)
Lineage: Eukaryota; Metazoa; Arthropoda; Insecta; Lepidoptera; Tortricidae
Gene: GluRIB
Product: glutamate receptor 1
Exons: 18
Coding region: 3020-5731 (903 amino acids)
Biological process (GO): monoatomic ion transport; synaptic transmission, glutamatergic; modulation of chemical synaptic transmission
Cellular component (GO): plasma membrane; postsynaptic membrane
Molecular function (GO): glutamate-gated receptor activity; transmitter-gated monoatomic ion channel activity involved in regulation of postsynaptic membrane potential
Source: RefSeq, a predicted model, not a curated record